AUGGACUCUGUAUCGACGCCCCGUAUUUCCGCUAAUAUGCUCGAGGCCUAUGUCGGCCAAAAUGUCAUCAUCGUUGGCAAGGUCAUGCAGCUCCGCGGCGAGUCUGCACUCCUCGACGCCAACGGCCAAGUCAAUGCUAUUCUUAACCUUGAAUCGCAUCUCAUGGCUGGUAACGCCGCCCAGAUAAUCGGUAAAGUGCUCGACGACUUGUCCGUUAAGGUCUACAAUGCAAAGGAUUUGGGCAGCAACGUUGACUACCAAGUUGCCCAGAGCGUCGUCGACAUCACGCAGCAAUACAAACACCUGUUUGUCUUUGAGAAUACCGGCGGCAUGAACUGA
Xylaria bambusicola is the source of this 339-nucleotide messenger RNA. RefSeq names its product replication factor A protein 3. Gene Ontology annotation, biological process: mismatch repair; double-strand break repair via homologous recombination; DNA replication. The transcript has 3 exons. Gene Ontology annotation, molecular function: damaged DNA binding; single-stranded DNA binding. The coding region runs from base 1 to 339 and encodes 112 amino acids. NCBI's taxonomy places the organism in Eukaryota, Fungi, Ascomycota, Sordariomycetes, Xylariales, Xylariaceae. The record is from RefSeq and is a predicted model, not a curated record. Gene Ontology annotation, cellular component: nucleus; site of double-strand break; DNA replication factor A complex.